AUGGAUCCCCCACCCACUGCACCACCCACGGCUCAGCCGUAUUCCCCAGAGCAAGCGAUGUAUCGACCGGCGUACCCCCCGGGUCAGUAUCCAGUGGUAACUCAACAACCGGCACCGUAUGCACAACAGACUACCAAUACCACUGUAGUGGUGAAUCAGCAACCAGUAGUGGUUCAAAAGGCACAACGGAAUUGGAGCACUGGACUGUGUGGUUGCUUUGAGGACUGUGGCUCUCGUAAGUAUUCUUUAAGCGGCACUCAAAUGAUAGGGCAUAGGGUGGGCUGAUAGAGAAAAUUUGCCAGCGCCGCUGAAGGGGGCGAGGGUAAGGAAACUUGCUUGUCCGUUGUAGAGUAGACUUGCGAGAAGACGGCGAAUUUGUUUGCUAGAGCAUAUAAAAGGGAAUUUCCCUGGGUACCGUAAAGGACCAAUAGACUGCUUUACAAGGGAACACGCAGUAAUCUAGUUGAUUAAAUCGUCAAGCGGCGGCUUUUACACGAAUGAGAAUAGUUAUAACUUUAUUUAUUAAGUGUUAGUAUUUCUUGCUCGAAUGUACUCAUUGAGGGCAGUAUUCAGUCACGCAUCCUAAUAGAUACGGCUCCGCCAUUUUUACGUGGUCAUCCUAGCCACGCGAAGCGGUUUAUCCGUUUCGAAACCAUAGACAAUACGUUCUUACUCAGUUUUCUUAAGACCCCAAGUAUUGGUCCGGAUCCGGAAAUCGAAUACGCGACUUCCCGCUCUGCAAACAAACGCUCUUCCACCUGAGUUUACCCAGCCACGUGUAUUUUAUUUUGUUUGUGUUUCAAGUGUGUAGGGGCAUUUUCUGUCCUUUCUUCCUGCUGACUGAUGUUUCGUCCAGGAUGGGCGAAGGAUGUUGCUUUCCUUGCUGUUGCCCAGGUGCACUGUUGGGACUCAGGAUCAAGCUGAGAGUGCAGCAGAAUAUUCAGGUAUUCGACAGGCAUUAAGAGCUUUAAAAACAACCUCGUUAUACGGGACUAGUUUCAGUUCUUUAAGGAGCUUUGUCCCACAUUUAUGACUGAAGUUACAGUAAAUCAAGCCAUUUAAUAAAAAGAUGCCACCAACAUGAAUUGAAUGAAAAAUGAAAAUAACCAAUCCAGCCAUCAAAACAGUAAAAGAACGUUUAAAUAACACUGCAGAAAACUUUUUUUACGGCACUCAUAUUGUUAAGCACUGUGCUCUAAAUUUUAUGCUUUAGGCUUUAAGGCUCUCUAGUGAAAAGCGUUCUUGAAGCUUAUGUGAUUAUCUGUUGGCUUAGAGGAAGGAAAACGUUUAAUGAUCCUAAUUUUUAUGAGAGCCCUUUAAACUACAUUACUGGAGCAGUCUGAUUUUAUAGCCACCACUGCAAAAUUGUGGCAAUAUAACGUUUCUUCAAUAUAUUUGGUAAUUAUCUCCUCGACAGCACCUGACUCCCUUUCCCCUCCCUCAGCGUCUGUACGGACGUACUCGCGCACGAUCACGUGAUAACCAAAAUUUCUCGGAUGGAUGGUUGACCAAAUUUUCUAAGGUAUGGGGCUACGCUUGCGCACGCGAAGCGCGCGCUUGGAGCUCCGCUAUAAGAAGAAUACUGAAAGAAUACCAAGAACUUGCUUUCCGCAACUGCAAAAGUUGCGUCUAUAACAGCGAUGGUCUUCUUUCAUUUAAUUCUUCACCCCACAUUUCCUGUAUAUGAUUUUCAUAUAAUCAUUAUUUCAAUACCAAAGACAGGAUAAUUCACCCAUGACUGACUUCAUUUCAUCCACUUGCAGGGCACCCUUUUUGACGAUUAUUGUAAGGUCGAAUGUUGUCCACUUUGUGUUCUCUGUCAGCUGGCCCGUGAGCGUAAUCAUGUGGAACGCCGCGGUUAA
This is a messenger RNA of Porites evermanni, 1862 nucleotides long. Lineage: Eukaryota; Metazoa; Cnidaria; Anthozoa; Scleractinia; Poritidae. The record is from the annotation of a GenBank genome assembly.